AUGUUUUCAUUUUCACUUCGAUAUCCAACUUUACAGUUCGUUAAAACCUCUCGCUCAGCCGUAGGUUUGAAAACUACGAAUUACAAGAUUUGUUCAUCAAUUUCGCGUCGAUACGCUGCUACUAGUGCCAUUCAAGAGAUCUCCACUCUUCUUCUUGUCGAACACAAAGAUAAUGCACUCGCAGUGUCUACAUUAAAUGCACUCACAGCCGCCAAAAAGUUGGGCGGUAGUGUGACAGCUUUGAUCGCGGGUGAAAAUCCUGACUCGAUAGCUAAAACAGUAUCUAAGCUUGAUGGUGUUUCGAAAGUGCUUGUCGCCAAGGAUAAAGUAUACGAACACGGUCUUCCGGAAGUUUACGCGCCUCUAUUGACAACAGCACAAAAAAAACUUAAUUUUACUCAUUUGGUAGCUUCGCAUUCCGCUUUUGGCAAGAAUAUUUUGCCGCGUGUUGCUGCACUUUUGGAUGUUGCUCAAAUUUCUGAUGUUAUUGAUAUAGAAUCUCCAGAAAUUUUUGUCAGGCCAAUUUAUGCAGGAAAUGCCAUUGCUAAAGUCAAGUCCAUUGACCCAGUAAAGGUACUUACAAUUCGUAGUACAACGUUUCCACCUGCCACCACUGUUGAUGCGGAAGUUAGCAGGGAAUCUGCACCCGAUGCAGAAAAGCCAACUCUUGCUGAAUGGGUUGGCGAGGAGAUCCAAAAAAGUGAUCGUCCUGAAUUAGGAUCAGCCAAAAAGGUUGUGUCUGGAGGGAGAGCUCUAAAAAGCCGAGAAAACUUUGAUAAACUUGUAUAUAGUCUUGCUGAUGCUCUCGAUGCAGGUGUUGGUGGUUCACGAGCUGCUGUAGAUUCAGGAUAUUGCGAUAAUGCUUUGCAGGUUGGACAAACGGGAAAAGUUGUAGCUCCAGAAUUCUAUUUAGCUGUGGGAAUUAGUGGUGCAAUACAACAUGUUGCUGGAAUGAAAGAUAGUAAAGUUAUAGCUUCUAUUAAUAAUGAUCCAGAUGCUCCCAUUUUCCAGAUUUCAGAUUUCGGUUUAGUCGCAGAUCUUUUUACUGCCGUUCCCGAAUUGACAGAAAAACUGAAAAAGUGA
Messenger RNA from Ambispora gerdemannii, 1083 nucleotides. NCBI's taxonomy places the organism in Eukaryota, Fungi, Glomeromycota, Glomeromycetes, Archaeosporales, Ambisporaceae. The record is from the annotation of a GenBank genome assembly.